CGUACCUACGCCACGGAGACAACGUAUGGUCGCGUGAAACUUCUUCGCAUCAAAUACUCAUGUGCACACCUCGACCUCCACAAACCAGAUGAGAUCUUCAUCGUUGACGGGACUGGUUAAACUCUGACUCUCGCUUAGAUUGAAGUGCGCAAUCGUAUGGUACCAGAGUUUUUCGUUUUUUCUCGGCUGGUCUAUCGAAUGAAAUCAAAAUAAGAUCGAUCAAGAAAAAAGUUAGUUGAACAUCAACUGGGGACAAGAAAGUUGACAGCUAAGACCAACUGCAACUCAAUAAAAUGGGCACGAUUUCGCCGCUCCUGGCGUUUCGCAUCAUGUAUGUGACCCAAGCAUUCGUGUGCUUCUGCUUGGGGUUCAAGCUGUUCUACGACAAGGCCAAGAAAAGCGAGCGGUUUAUGGGGUUUCCGCAAGACGAGCGCAUUUUGUACGGGGUCACCUUCUUGUUUCCGGUCGUUGCCGGCGUCUGUGCGGACACGGCGAACAACAAGAUGAUGGCAAAGAGCAGCACCUGGAUGGUCAGCAUCGCGGCACUGCUUUUCUGGGCCAUGGUAAAUGUUAAAGGUUGUUUGUGUUUGAAAACGUUAGGUACUUACUCUUUUCUUUGUGCGCUCGGUCUCUUCGCGUUGAACACAUAUCAAUUUAAAGAAAAUUAUUUUGCUGAAAGUGUUGCAGUAAGUACCAGUAUCGGUUUCCAUCCUGUCGCGCAUGGGACUUUAGGACAUCAACGACGUAAGGUGUGGUAGGAAAGCAGUUUUAUUGCAAAUGAAAAUUUAUCCUGCAAAUCUCAUGCAGGUUUUCCAAGAGUGCGUCUUUCCGGAAAACGCGAAAUUCGAUGCCGGAAGAUAUCGAGAGUGCAACUUCAUAGCUGGUAACGAUGCCAUCUGCUCUCCAGUUGAUAUUUUUGUUUUCUGAGAUGCAACUGAUAAUGACUGAGACUGAGAGCUGCAAAUAAACGAUAGACAAGCUGCUCGCGGCGGCGUCCUUUCAAUUGGUAAAAUUUUGUUCAGCUGCAGCAGGUACCUCCAGAACUAGCCGGCCACCACCCAGGCAUGCAAUAAAUGCAACAUAUACGCAAAUAAAAGUGAUGAGAAAGCACGAAGCGAAGUACAAUUUUGCACGCUGCAUAAAACACCGCUGAUCCCGUUCACGGUCGGGGCCGGAUGGCUGCAGCUGUUGUCCGCGAUUUUUGUCGGGUUUCACGACAUCCACGCGAACCUGGCGGACACUAUGGACCGGCACCACGAGGACUUGGCGACGUACUCCUUCCGCGGCGGGGGUAAGAAGAUGCAAAAUGCGAACACGGCGGGGUACUACGGCACCCUGAACCAGGGCAUGGCCACGUGUAUCCGAGCAAAAUUUUUGGGUGUCAACUACCUUGUGGUCCACCUCAUAAACUGGAUUAGAGAAAAUGGGAACCGCGUUUAGUGUUGAAGGUCUACUGUGUUGGAGAAACUGCAGCACAGUAUCUAUACUGUUGUUGUCAUGCCAGACGUUAAUCUUGAUAGCCUGAGCCUCUUUCAUGAGGGACUCUUUCCCCUGCUAGCUAUCUUUUAGUUGUAUGCAUGACAAUUGACAACAGCUGGAUGUCGUUGGCAGCUCAUGAUUUUGCUAGGACAACAUGGGGGAACGACCCGUACACGAAGAAGAAGGACCCGUACGGCUAUGAUGAGGGCUACUACUACUAGGCGCAUUUUAGAAGUAGAACCUCGAAUCGCUUGCUGUUGAUUGCCGUUUUCACCAGCGAAAAGUGGUUCGUAGUUGAACUAGAGUUACAUAAGGAGCAGGGGAAAUUCUCAUAGCUCAGCUGUAUCUGAUGAAGACAAAGACACGGUAACCAACACUUGAAUUUUUCGAAGAAAGUUGCACCAGUAGCUUCAAAAUAAAAUUUCAAAGCGUCUACUCAGCACAUUUGCCUUUACCGUUUGCGCCUCUUAGUUGUGUGAUGUUGACAUCAAGUUUCCUUUAUUAUACACGAAGAUUUGACGCACGUCUGUCUCUGUCAUUGUAAGUGCGGCUAUCUCCAGUUUUCUUUCUUGUCAGUUGACGUUUGACAAAAUCGUAG
Amoebophrya sp. A120 is the source of this 2077-nucleotide messenger RNA. NCBI's taxonomy places the organism in Eukaryota, Dinophyceae, Syndiniales, Amoebophryaceae. The record is from the annotation of a GenBank genome assembly.